AUGGAAAAUAUGGAAAUGGGCGAUGAGGUUUGUCCCUGGCUAACACGUACUUGGCAAUCCCAGUUUCCUCACUAUGUACUUCUGGGACCUGAAAGUGGAGAAGAGGCCCUUCGCAUCAAAGUCAAAGCGAAGGCCCCUUUCUCCUGGUACAACAUGCAGAGGGAUGACAACCCCAAGAGCAAGAACUUCAAGAGUACAGUUACUGCUCCAUCUGGCCAGUCUGAAGAGCCAGUUGUGGUAGUGACUUCAGCUGAGCCUACCUCAACUUCCACUGCUACCCCUCCUGGUCCAUCCACCUCAGCGGACCCAGAGAUUCCAUCUUCCCAGGCCCAUCCUAUUACUGCCCACCUACUAAGCCAGGCACUUCUGAGUAUCAACAACUGGAUGCAGACUGCCUCAUCCAAGUUGUCCAUCCUGACUACCAUGAAGAAAAUCCUCGACACUCAGAAGGUGCUCACAGAUGCAGUUGCUUCACACAGCCAGUCUCUCAAGGAGCUUGCUAGAGAGCACAAGAAAUUGAGGAUGAUGCAGGCUUCCAAGGAGUCCGUGAAGGUGCUGAGGGUUGAUGUUGACCGGUUGAAGGAAGACCAGCUGCCUUUGGACUUAUUGCUCGAUGAUCCUAUGCCAACAGCUCAUCCCUAG
Nicotiana tabacum (common tobacco) is the source of this 642-nucleotide messenger RNA. The record is from RefSeq and is a predicted model, not a curated record. NCBI's taxonomy places the organism in Eukaryota, Viridiplantae, Streptophyta, Magnoliopsida, Solanales, Solanaceae.